UCCAAGGGCUUGCUUCACCUCAGUCAAGCUCCAGCGCUCCAGCCGGCAGCAGCAUCGAGCUAACAAGUCUUUGUGAGUAGAGAGAGAGCGAGAGAGCGAGGGGAAGAGAGAGAUAGAGAGGAGGAGGAGGGGUGCAGAGCAGGAGAGAGAAUCAGACAGUGAGAGAGUUGACAGAGUGAGGGUGCAGAGGGAGAGCGCAGGAGAUAGUGACAGAGGCAGAGGUGUUUCGGUGCUGCGAAAUAGUGCCAGAGGCUGCUGGAAGAAGAGAGAGAGAGAGAGAGAGAGAGAGAGAGGGAGGAAGAGAGAGAGAGAGAGGGAGAAAGCAGGCAUCAUGGCAGCGCUCACUGCAUCAUCACGACACAUGGGGAUGUUUGGCUGCUGCUGGUGAUGCAGAGGAGAGAGUCGAGGACUUCCUGGAAACCAAAGGCAAGACAAGGAAACAGGUGUGACUAGUGGGAGAAGCCACAUGAUGAGUGGGAUCCUGAAGAGAAAGCUUGAAGAGGGCCCGUCUCCUUACCUGUCCCUUCAGGGCUCUGAUGAUGACGUUUCCUGCAGCGACAGCGGCAACAGCAGUGAUAGUCUAAAUCAUCCCGUCCCCUCCGGACUGCUGGACUCCAACCUCCAGCAGCAGUCAAAGCGCCUGCGUGGCCGCAACGUGCACUUUGAAAGUGUCACGGUCUACUACUUCAACCGGCGGCAGGGCUUCACCAGCGUGCCCACGCAGGGUGGCAGCACCCUGGGCAUGUCGCCACGUCACAGCGGGGUGAAGCGCUUCACCCUCAGGGAGUUCGCCAUGGAGCAGAAACAGAGCCACCGCAACAUGCUGAGGGAUCAUCUCAAAGCGGAGAAGCUCAACGCCAUCAAACUAAAACUGACAAAGAACGGCACUGUAUCAUCCAUGGAGGCGGAUACUCUGACGCUUGAUGACAUCUCCGAAGACGACCUCGAUGUGGACAACACGGAGGUGGACGAUUACUUCUUCCUCCAGCCUCUGACUACCAGACGGCGACGGGCUCUGCUGCGUUCCUCAGGGGUCCGGCGCAUCGAUGUGGAGGAGAAGCACGAGCUACGUGCCCUGCGCAUGUCUCGAGAGGAGUGUGGGUGUCGCUGCCGGGGGGUAUGCGACCCCGAGACCUGUGCUUGCAGCCUGGCCGGCAUUAAGUGCCAGGUAAAUGGAACUGUGGUGGACAGGAUGUCCUUCCCAUGUGGCUGCACCAAAGAGGGCUGCACUAACACCACGGGACGCCUGGAGUUCAACCCUGUCCGGGUGCGCACCCACUUUCUGCACACCAUCAUGAAGCUGGAGCUGGAAAAGAGCCGCGAGGAGCAGCAGCAGCAGCAGCAUCAGCAUCAGCAGCCGGAGCAGCAGCAGCAGCAGCAGCUUGUAACCAAUGGCAACGGUUACCAUGGCGACUCCUCCUUGGUCCAGCAGCAGCAGCAGCAGCAGCCGAACCUGCAGUUCCCCCCGCACAUUCCCAUCAUGCACCUCCAGAACACCGGCGACACAGAUUCACAUCUACAUGAAGAAGAGGAAGAGGACGACGAUGAGGAAGAGGAUGAUGAUGAGGACGAUGAUGAUGAUGAAGCGUAUGAGGAAGACGAGGAUGGGAGCAGUGUUUGUAGUGGGCUGUCGGACUGCAGCACGCACAGCUUGGAAACAAUCGACCCCGAGGAGGAGGAGGAGGAAGAAGAAGAGGAUGAGGAAGAUGAAGAAGAUGAUGAAGGGGAGGAAGAUGAGGAUGAAGAGGAUGAUUGGGGUUGCUCGUUGCAAGGUCCUCCGCCUUACCCGGUUCCACUUCCCUCAGUGCUGAGUUACUCAAACAGCAGUCUGCUGACCCCCUUCCACAGCUCCCCCUCCAUGCAGCACUAUCACAUGGACACGUCUGUGAGCGACGCCCACUCGUUCACUGAGAACUCCGGUGUCACCCAAACACUCCCCACAGUGGAGUCGGCGUUAGAGUCGAAAAUAACCACCGAAAUCUGCAGCCAAACAGAGUCGCAGAGCAUCCCCUGCCCCUUCCCCGACCCCACAGACUCCCUCACUCUCCAAACCCGCUCACAUGCGGACACCCGUGAGUGCCGCGCUGCCCCCGCUGGCGCCACCGAAGAACUGCCGCUUUCCACAGACCUCCAGAACAAUCCAGACCACCACCGCCAACAUGACUCACAGACCGAAGCUUCGGCCGGGUUUGUGGAGCAGACAGAGGAAGAAACGAGGGGUCUGACGCAAACAGAACUGCAGGGAGACGCCGGUCAGAUAACAAGCACGUCAUGCCCACAGACAACCUGAUGAGUCAGAUUUCUAACACUGAAAUCUAUAGUCAACUAUUGUGUUCAGCCAUCAGUUUGAUUUAUCCUUGAUAAGUGCACUUCCAAAGAGAGAGUGAGUCAGAUUUGACACAGGAGGCUCAAAGACGUGAUGUCAUUUUAGCUCCAUUUGUCUUUAAACUGUUUGAAAUUGGUUUAGAUAAAAAAAAAAACACAGAACUUUCACAAUAAAGCUCAAACCCAGUGUUUCUUAUUUACAUCGUUUGUGUAAUUUAUCCUGUUAUAAAGUACUCCGUCAUUCCAGCAUGUUUUGUGGCUGUGACUGGCAUCUAUGACAAAUCAAGAUUUUGAGGUGCUUGUAUUUGUUAUAAUAUUUUUCAUUGUACUGGUUGGUGUCUCAACAUUGCUGCUAAUCGUUCUUAAAUGGCUGUCUGUAUAGCAUGUGUUCAGUUUACCCAGCAGAAACUGUAAUAUGAUAAAAACACAUAAAAACAAUUCAUA
This is a messenger RNA of Notolabrus celidotus (New Zealand spotty), 2769 nucleotides long. Its product is annotated as cysteine/serine-rich nuclear protein 3-like. The record is from RefSeq and is a predicted model, not a curated record. NCBI's taxonomy places the organism in Eukaryota, Metazoa, Chordata, Actinopteri, Labriformes, Labridae. Gene Ontology annotation, molecular function: DNA-binding transcription factor activity, RNA polymerase II-specific; sequence-specific DNA binding. Gene Ontology annotation, cellular component: nucleus. Bases 467 to 2290 code for a protein of 607 amino acids. Gene Ontology annotation, biological process: regulation of transcription by RNA polymerase II. The transcript has 5 exons.